Molecule: messenger RNA, 2610 nt
Organism: Capronia epimyces CBS 606.96
Lineage: Eukaryota; Fungi; Ascomycota; Eurotiomycetes; Chaetothyriales; Herpotrichiellaceae
Exons: 3
Coding region: 1-2610 (869 amino acids)
Biological process (GO): proteolysis
Molecular function (GO): calcium-dependent cysteine-type endopeptidase activity
Source: RefSeq, a predicted model, not a curated record
AUGGAUGCGAAAUGCUCAAGGCUCGAGAAUGAAGCCCGCUCGAUCGAGCAGACGAUCCCUCGAGACCCUGUUAGCCGUGCCGCUCUUGAGGCUACCAUCAAAAGCGCCGAGCUGUACCUCCAAGCCCUCCGCCUUACCGACACACCUUCCGAUCGAACGAGGAUCAAUGCGAAGUGUAAACAGCUCCUGGCACAGGCGGAGCGGCUCAAAGCGCAUCGAGAUGGGUCUGCUCCUCAGAACCGACCUCAAGAGUCGAGUAGUGCUUCAAAAGCGCAACCGUCCCCUCGCGAACUCACCACCAGAGAGAAGAUCGUGCUCCUCGAAGGGGCCAAAUUGAACAGUUUCAUCUUUAGAGAAUGGACCGGCACACCUUCACCCGAUGAGUUCACCCUCAAGAACGAGGAAAGUCCCUUCACCGAUGCAACUCCACUCCCGCUGUCUUCAACCCAGUUGGAAUCGUUUGACGGCUGGAAGAGGCCUCAUGAAGCACUUUCACCGCUCGUAGGCCAUACAAGAGAGCAGCUCCCAUCUCGUGAAGCCAUGACGCACUCGACCGAGAGUUUGGAUCUUGUCCAGGACAUGACAUCGGACUGUUCAGUUGUUGCAAGCUUGUGCGCGCUAACGUCGAGAGUAGAACGAGGACAUCUCAAGGUGCUCCGUCCUGUUAUACAUCCAUACGAUUGCGAAAAUGACCGCAUAUCCAUCUCACCUAAUGGAAAAUACAUCCUUAAGCUGUAUUUCAAUGGCUGCUGGAGGCGAGUUGAGAUCGACGAUUACCUUCCUACAUCGAAGACUUCAAGGGUCCUCCACGUGAUUGACCGCCGUCACCCGGGUUUGCUAUGGCCGGCGUUGGUUGAAAAGGCGUAUCUCAAAGUCCGAGGCGGCUACGAUUUUCCCGGGAGCAAUUCAGGUACGGAUCUUGCGGUAUUGACAGGAUGGAUCCCACAACAAAUAUUUCUCUACGACGAGGACUUCGAUCCGGACCGUCUUUGGGAAGAAAUAAUAACGCAUUUCCGGAAUGGUGAUGUGUUGAUAACAAUUGGGACCGGAAGACUGUCGCGGCGUGAGCAAAAACAGAUGGGGCUUGUAGCAGAGCACGACUACGCCAUCCUAGAUCUGAAUUCAGAGGGUGAUGUAAGAGAACUACUGAUUAAGAAUCCUUGGGCUGAUGGCGAUGUAUGGCGUGGAGCGGCGAGAAGAAGACCAAACCGGGAUGACGACAACGAUCCCGAUACCACAACAGCAGGCGAUGACAUGAUGCCCGGUACCUUUUGGCUGGACCUCAACAGAGUACGACUGCACUUCGAAAACAUGUACAUCAACUGGAACCCAGCUCUGUUCUCGUAUCGGCAAGACAUUCACUUUCCGUGGCAGCAAGGACUAACCGGGCCAACGGGUGACAUCUUUAUUGACAACCCACAAUUUGCGAUCAAAACACCUGAUGAUGGCGAGGUCUGGUUAUUGGUGAGUCGACAUUUCCGGACGGGGGACUACACCCAAGCAAGCGCGGGAAAGAACGGGUAUAUCAGUUUAUACCUAUAUUCCCGGGACGGGAACAAGGUGAUCUCCAGCAAAGGUGCAAAACUGCGUGGACCGUUCGUGGAUUCCCCAAACACCUUGUUGCGAUUUACGGCCACUGCCAGAACUACCUACACUGCAGUGCUGGUGGCGGAAGAACUUCCGGCAGGAAAGCUGAAUUUCACCAUCUCGGCGUUCUCGAAAAAGCCAGUGGUGUUGUCAGACGCCGAGCUUCAAUACUCUCAAAAGCACAGCAUUCAAUCAGCCUGGAAGCCGUCAAAUGCCGGAGGGAAUUCAGAUUCGGCAGAUUAUCUGUUAAACCCACAGUUUCGGUUCUCUUUGAACGUCGCUCAGAAGAUCGCGUUAGUCCUCCGGGUCGAUGCAGACGCCCAAGCUGAGGACACGGACAUCCAUGUCAAAGCAGCCGUUGUCUACAGCGAAGGCUCAAGAAUUACCCGACUACGAGCCAGAGAUGUGAUCGCGCAUUCAGGCGACUACCGUCGAACAAAUACUGUAAUCGAGACAGAGCUGCAGCGUGGCAACUACACCGUGAUCUGCUCGACAUUCGAUCGCAAUCAGCACGCCAAGUUCAGCCUUGACCUGUACUCCUCAUCGACGGAUCCACAUGCAGGCCUCACCAAGGUCCGGGAAGACGGCGAUGGACGGUACAGCAUCAAACCCGCUCCGGCGAUAUUCACCAAUGGCGUCAACCGAAUCCUUGCGCCAUUGAUAGUGUCGAGGUUGAGCCGUGUGACUUUCGUCGCUCGCCGUGAUCUCUUUGCUGGUGUAGCGGCCUCCCAAACCUCGAUGUUCAAAAUGACGGUGGAGCAAGGCCAAGGGCCGUACAAGCGCGUCAUUGCGAGCAGUGAGAUCGAUAGCAACGAGUUCAGUUUCGUGACGUCGUGGCUUAGGAUUGAAAACGUGGAUCUGCAGCCUUCCAUGUGCGGGCCAGGGACCGGUGGAUUAUGGCUAGUCCUUGAACGAUUGGCGCCAGGGGGCUAUGGCGGAGAGGAGAGGCAUGAGUUUCUGGGGGUUGAAAUCUUCACAGACGAACGAAUCGAAUUGCGGCCUUGGGGUGUGGGCGACGGUUAA